GAAGAGCCAGCCGGGAGUAGUAGCCCGGAAAAUGCCCUCAGUAAAGAUGACAGCAAUCACUGUUGUUUAAGCCCUAGUGAAGCCGAUGCAUAGAACCCGGAUGUUGCCAGUUCGCUAUAGACGAUCCUGCCAGUUUCCAAGAAGGCCGAUGUUCGUUGUAUCAAUAGGAGAGAAGCCCUUAAGGAGGCGCGCGGGAGUCACUUCCGCCCGGUUCUCCUUCUCGCAGGCUGCAGCCCGAGUAAGAUGGCGGCGCUGAGGGCGGUGUGCAGCCUUCGGGGCGCCGCGGUCCAGGCGCUGCGUCCUGGAACUGGCGUCCGACUACAGAUUCAGCCCAGCAGAGGUGCUCGGCAGUGGCAGCCAGAUGUGGAGUGGGCAGAGCAGUUUGGGGGUGCUGUUAUGUACCCCACCAAGGAAACAGCCCACUGGAAGCCUCCACCUUGGAAUGAUGUGGACCCUCCCAAGGAUACAAUGGUGUCGAACCUGACCCUGAACUUCGGGCCCCAGCACCCAGCAGCCCAUGGAGUCUUGCGACUGGUGAUGGAGUUGAGCGGGGAGAUGGUGCGGAAGUGUGACCCUCAUGUUGGGCUCCUGCACCGGGGCACUGAGAAACUCAUUGAGUACAAGACCUAUCUGCAGGCCCUUCCAUACUUUGACCGACUGGACUAUGUGUCCAUGAUGUGUAAUGAGCAGGCCUAUUCUCUGGCAGUGGAGAAGUUGCUAAACAUCCAGCCUCCUCCCCGGGCGCAGUGGAUCCGAGUGCUCUUUGGAGAAAUCACGCGGCUUCUGAACCACAUCAUGGCCGUGACUACACAUGCCCUGGAUAUUGGGGCCAUGACUCCUUUCUUCUGGAUGUUUGAAGAAAGGGAAAAGAUGUUUGAGUUCUAUGAACGAGUGUCCGGAGCACGAAUGCAUGCUGCUUACGUCCGGCCAGGUGGAGUGCAUCAGGACCUCCCCCUCGGGUUGAUGGAUGACAUUUAUGAAUUUUCCAAGAACUUCUCUCUUCGGAUUGAUGAGGUGGAAGAGAUGCUGACCAACAAUAGGAUCUGGCGGAAUCGGACGAUCGACAUCGGGGUUGUGUCAGCAGAAGACGCCCUUAACUAUGGUUUCAGUGGCGUGAUGCUGCGGGGUUCAGGUAUCCAGUGGGACCUGCGGAAGACGCAGCCCUAUGAUGCGUAUGACCAGGUCGAGUUUGAUGUUCCUAUUGGGUCUCGAGGAGACUGCUAUGAUAGGUACCUGUGUCGAGUGGAGGAGAUGCGCCAGUCCCUUCGAAUCAUCUUACAGUGUCUGAACAAGAUGCCUCCUGGGGAGAUCAAGGUGGAUGAUGCCAAAGUGUCUCCACCGAAACGAGCAGAGAUGAAGUCUUCCAUGGAGUCCCUGAUUCAUCACUUUAAGUUAUACACUGAGGGCUACCAAGUUCCACCAGGAGCCACGUACACCGCCAUUGAGGCUCCUAAGGGCGAGUUCGGGGUUUACCUGGUGUCUGAUGGCAGCAGCCGUCCUUACCGGUGCAAGAUCAAGGCUCCUGGUUUUGCCCAUCUGGCUGGUUUGGACAAGAUGUCCAAAGGACACAUGCUGGCAGACGUCGUUGCCAUCAUAGGUACCCAGGAUAUUGUGUUUGGAGAAGUAGACCGGUGAGCGGGGGACAUUUGCUCUCCCUUGAUGAUCAGCAUCCGCUCUGGAGCCUGUUGUUCACCGGAAGUGGGGCUGUGUGUGUUUAUCUGUGUCUAUACAGGUGCAUGUACACUCAGCUGUUGGGCUUUUUGUGCAUGUACCAGCAAAGAAAAAAAUAUAAUAAUAAAUUAACCGCCUUGCGGCCCCUAUG
Molecule: messenger RNA, 1822 nt
Organism: Ochotona princeps (American pika)
Lineage: Eukaryota; Metazoa; Chordata; Mammalia; Lagomorpha; Ochotonidae
Gene: NDUFS2
Product: NADH:ubiquinone oxidoreductase core subunit S2
Exons: 14
Coding region: 244-1635 (463 amino acids)
Biological process (GO): mitochondrial electron transport, NADH to ubiquinone
Molecular function (GO): quinone binding; NADH dehydrogenase (ubiquinone) activity; NAD binding
Source: RefSeq, a predicted model, not a curated record